Messenger RNA from Herpailurus yagouaroundi (jaguarundi), 4759 nucleotides. RefSeq names its product von Willebrand factor A domain containing 5B2 (gene VWA5B2). The transcript has 20 exons. The record is from RefSeq and is a predicted model, not a curated record. The coding region runs from base 724 to 4479 and encodes 1251 amino acids. Lineage: Eukaryota; Metazoa; Chordata; Mammalia; Carnivora; Felidae.
GAGCGGGGGCGGGACCAGCACCCGCAGAGCCGACGCCCCUGCGCGGACUCAGAUCGGCCGCAGCGGGAGUCUGGAGCGGGUGCCGCGCAGGGUGCCUGGACUGCGUGCGGCCCGAAGCGCGGAGGCGGACCUACCCACCGUGGUCCAGUUGUGGCGCCCAGAACUCCGCAGAGGACGCGACCGUGAGGCUGGGGCUGCCCGCGGGGAGGGGGACGACCCCUAGACCCUGCCUGCCGCAUCCCGACAGCUCGGCUGUGGGGCCGCCCACUCUAGCAUCAGUUCUGCCAGGGUGGGGAGAGGUGGGUGCCCUAGACGGAUUCCGAGCAAUCCCCCUGCCCGGACACCUCUCCCGGUCUUGCAUCCUAAAGACCCCCUCCUGUCGCUUCCCUGUCUCGUUCUUCCCACCCAACCCCCUCCACUCCGGCCUGCAGCCCCUCUCAGCGCUCCGGUCAGGUGAGGCGCUGGAGAGGGAAAGACUACGGUCCUUCUGCUCCCCCUCCCACCCCGCCCCUGCUGUCCCUCGCUGGGCUGGGGACACCCGGGAGGAUGCUGGCCCUUUAAACCCUUGCUCCUCACCCAGAGCUGCUUCUAUCUCGCCACCCGCGCCACUUCCGACAGCUGGCAGCCGCGGGGAGCCCCGGGGGGCCGGCAGGAGGGCGGGGUCUGGCGCCCGUGACCCCACCCUGCGGACCCCUUCAUCGAGCCCCCUCCCCCAGGGGCGCCAUGCCCGGCCUGUACUGCCCCUCCAGCUGGACGCCGCUGCCCCUGACUGACUCCUGGGUCCGGGCCUGCGCCAAUGGCCCCUGUCUCAGCCUGCGGGCCCGGCUCACCUACCACAACCCGCAGCCGCAGCCGGUGGACGGCGUGUUUGUGUACCCGUUGGCGGAGGCCGAAGUGGUCUCGGGCUUCGAGGCGGAGGCGGCGGGACGGCGCGUCUCGUUCCAGCUGCAGAGCAGGCGACGCUCACAGGCCGCUUGCUGCCGCGCGCUGGGCCCCGGGUUGGGGGCCUCCACGCCCCGCCGCUGCGCGCAGGGUCAUCUUGUGUUGGAUCUGGCCCAGGCCCGGUCCACACUGGUGCUGCCCACAGGCCUCAUCAACGCGGCCGGCACCAUGACGGUGACCCUGCGCAGCAGCCGGGAGUUGCCCUCAAGGCCUGAUGGGGUGCUGCACGUGGCUCUGCCCUCUGUGCUCACCCCACUGGCCUCACCAGGCCCACCGGGGCCCCCCAGGCCUCCGGGGCUCUGUGACGACAGGUUGGGCCUAUGCCCUACCAGCUGCUUCGGGGUGGGCAGCCCUCAGGAGGAAGGGCUGGCCUGGGAGGAGCCAGCGGCCCCUCCGGAUGUGUUCUCAGGCCCUGCCCGCUGCCCUGCCCCGUACACCUUCUCCUUCGAGAUGCUGGUCACUGGGCCAUGCCUGCUAGCAGGCCUGGAGAGCCCUUCUCAUGCUCUGCGGGCAGAUGCCCCACCUCAUGCCAGCUCCGCAGCCACCAUCUGUGUCACAUUAGCAGAGGGCCACCACUGUGACCGGUCAUUGGAGAUCCUGCUGCACCCCAGUGAGCCCCACCAGCCACACCUGAUGCUAGAGGCCGGCAGCCUGAACUCAGCAGAAUAUGAGGCCCAGGUGAGGGCCCGCCGGGACUUCCAGAGGCUACAGCGAAGGGACAGUGAUGGGGACCGGCAGGUGUGGUUCCUGCAACGACGCUUCCACAAGGACAUCCUGUUAAACCCCGUGCUGGUGCUGAGCUUCUGCCCGGACCUGAGCUCUAAGCCUGGAAACCUGGGCACAGCCACACGGGAGCUUCUCUUCCUGCUGGAUGGCAGCGGCAUAGCGCACAAGGAUGCCAUUGUUUUGGCUGUGAAGUCACUGCCACCACAAACGCUCAUCAACCUGGCCAUGUUUGGCACGUCGGUGCGGCCCCUCUUCCCAGAGAGCCGGCCUUGCAGUGAUGACACUGUGCAGCUGAUCUGUGAGAACAUUGAGACCCUGCAGGCUGAGAGUGGUCCCCCAGAUGUGCUGGCUGCACUGAACUGGGCCAUGGGGCAGCCCCAGCACAAGGCCCGCCCUCGGCAGCUCUUCCUCCUGACUGCUGCCUCGCCCGUGGCCGCUGCUACCCAUCAAACCCUGGAGCUCAUGAGGUGGCACAGGGGGGCAGCCAGGUGCUUCUCCUUUGGGCUGGGGCCUGCCUGCCACCAGCUGCUCCAGGGGCUGUCUGCCCUCAGCAGGGGCCAGGCCUACUUCCCAAGGCCUGGGGAGAGGCUGCAGCCCAUGCUGGUGCAGGCUCUCCGGAAGGCACUGGAGCCUGCUUUGAGUGACAUCUCUGUGGACUGGUUUGUGCCUGAUGCGGUGGAGGCACUGCUGACCCCCCGGGAGAUCCCAGCACUCUACCCUGGGGACCAGCUGCUCGGUUACUGCUCACUCUUCAGGGUGGAUGGCUUCCGGUCCCGUGCCCCAGGGGGCCAAGAACCUGGCUGGCAGAGCUUGGGAGGCUCCGUGUUCCCAUCCCCAGAGGAGGCACCAUCUGCCACCAGUCCUGGCACUGAGCCCACUGGCACCUCGGAGCCGUUAGGAACGGGCACUGUGUCAGCAGAGCUGUCCAGCCCGUGGGCUGCUGGGGACUCAGAGCAGACAGGUACUGAUGCUUUGACAGACCCAGUCACAGACCCUGGACCCAAUCCCUCCACUGACACAGCCAUAUGGCGCCGCAUCUUCCAGUCAUCGUACAUCCGGGAGCAGUAUGUGCUCACUCACUGCUCUGCCAGCCCAGAGCCAGGUCCAGGCUCCACAGGCAGCAGCGAGUCCCCUGGUUCCCAGGGCCCUGGCUCCCCUGAGGGCACUGCUCCCCUGCAUCCCCCUUCUCAGCAGGGCUGUCGCAGCCUGGCCUGGGGAGAACCUGCAGGCUCCCACUCCUGCCCCCUGCCUCUACCCCCAAUGGCUCCAGUCAAGCCUGGGGCCUUGAGUGCUGAGGUGCUGGGUCGUCGACGCAGAGCAGCUCUGGCUGGCCGGAGCCUCUCAUCUCCCCCAGGCCAGGUGAACCCAGUCCCUGGCCGUCCCUGCCACCCCUCUCUGGGCAUAGCACCAGAUGGGCCAGGCCCUGAGUCAGGGCAGCAGCUGGGACAGGGCCUGGAUGACUCAGGAAAUCUGCUCUCCCCGGCCCCCAUGGACUGGGACAUGCUGAUGGAACCCCCCUUCUUAUUCACAGCUAUGCCCCACAAUGGGGAAUCAGCCUCUCCAGCAGUGGAACUGCCUCCGCAGGCUCCACGCUGCCACGUGGUGAUCCGAGCCCUGUGUGGGGAGCAGCCUAUGUGCUGGGAGGUGGGUGUUGGGCUAGAGACACUAUGGGGACCUAGUGAUGGCUCACUGCCUCCGUCACCCCCUCAAAGAGAAAGUGCUUGGGACCAAGCACUCCAUCGGCUGACAGCAGCCUCCGUGGUCCGGGACAAUGAGCAGCUGGCUCUCCGUGGAGGGGCUGAGGCCAUGGCUGACCAAGGCCAUGCCCGGAGGUCCUGGCUCCGAGCCCUUCAGACGAGCAAGGUCAGCUCUGCCCCUUCCUGCUUCACCUGCCCCGUAGCUGUGGAUGCUACCACCAGGGAGGUCCUACCCUCAGCCCUGCAGGUGCGGAGCUCAGAGCUAGCUGAGCCCCCAAGCACUUCUGCCUCUCAAGGCCAACUAGAUGCAACUCCUCUGCCUACAGCUGUCCACGCUAAAGGACUUCAGGGAGGCUCUGUGGUAGGUGGCUGGAACCCAGACCAAAAUGGCAACUCCAAGUCAGUCACCAGAAGUCCUCAUCGCCUGCCCCCCCAGCCUCCCUCUAGGCUCAGCCUGGGCGGUGGGAGGGCCAGAGGCUCUGACAGCCACAGACUCUGCAGCACCAACCGGGGCCAGGCUGGCGACAGCAACAGUAAAGGCAGCGACCACGACUACUUGCCCUUGGUGCGGCUGCAGGAGGCACCUGGCUCCUUCCGCCUAGACGCACCCUUCUGUGCAGCAGUACACAUCCCUCGGGAGCGCCUGUGCCGCGCUUCGCCCUUUGCUGCGCACCGCGCCAGCCUCAGCCCCACCUCGGCCUCCUCUCCCUGGGCACUUCUGGGGCCUGGUGUUGGCCAGGGUGACAGUGCCACGGCCUCCUGCAGCCCGUCCCCCAGCUCAGGCUCUGAGGGUCCAGGCCAGGUGGACAGCGGACGGGGUUCAGACACUGAGGCCUCAGAGGGCGCAGAAGGGCCCGGAGGUGCGGACCUGCGGGGCCGGACCUGGGCCACCGCCGUGGCGCUCGCCUGGCUGGAGCACCGCUGCGCUGCUGCCUUCGGCGAGUGGGAACUGGCAGCAGCUAAAGCUGACUGUUGGCUACGGGCCCAGCACCUACCUGAUGGCCUUGACCUAGCUGCCCUCAAAGCUGCAGCCCGGGGUCUCUUCCUGCUGCUGCGCCACUGGGACCAGAACCUGCAGCUACACCUGCUGUGCUACAGCCCCGCAAACAUGUGAGGGCUGCCCACUGCUCUGGCUGGCGCUGCCCAACACACUCAAGUCACUGCCACCGGGGCCGGCUUCUCGGUACUGGGAGGGGCAGGCCGGUAUCCACCUGACCCCUACUGCUUCUCAUCCCCUUCCCAGAACCCCCCUGCCCUCACAGAAAGUGCCUGCCUGUGCUCUCUCCCACUCCUCCCAUCCCAUGCCUCUUCCCCUCUGAGCUCUGUGCAGUGCGGUGGAAGGGUAGAGAGCCACAGUCCCCAAAUCCUAUGCAAUAAAGUGCCUCUUAAGACUG